CUGAUAGAAAACCGUUUAUCAUUUCAUUUUUAUGGAAAAAUCGUGGAUGGAGGCACUGGAGAUGUUGCAGAUGAUCACUACCAUCGGUACAUGGAAGAUGCAGAGUUGAUGCAUUCCUUAGGUGUAAAUUCUUAUAGAUUCUCCAUUUCAUGGUCCAGAAUCCUCCCAAGAGGUAGAUUUGGAGAAGUUGAUUCCAUUGGAAUCGAAUUUUACAACAGGCUGAUAGACGCAAUCUUGCUCAAAGGAAUACAACCAUUUGUCACACUGAACCAUUAUGAUAUUCCUCAAGAACUUGAAGACCGAUAUGGGUUAUGGUUGAGUCCACAAAUACAGUAGGUCUUCCCUUAUAUUUUAUUUCUUGUAAUUCAUUUAGUAGUACUUUUGAUAUUACAUGUUUGUUAUCAGUAAUCCUAUUAUAUAUGACACAAUGUAGGAUAUGUAGAAGUUUAAUCAAGGCAUGAACAAUACAUUACUAUAGGUGGUUAUGUAUAUUUGCACCUAA
This is a messenger RNA of Macadamia integrifolia, 502 nucleotides long. Its product is annotated as beta-glucosidase 18-like. Gene Ontology annotation, molecular function: beta-glucosidase activity. Bases 91 to 336 code for a protein of 81 amino acids. The record is from RefSeq and is a predicted model, not a curated record. Gene Ontology annotation, biological process: carbohydrate metabolic process. NCBI's taxonomy places the organism in Eukaryota, Viridiplantae, Streptophyta, Magnoliopsida, Proteales, Proteaceae. The transcript has 4 exons.